Molecule: messenger RNA, 279 nt
Organism: Bombyx mori (domestic silkworm)
Lineage: Eukaryota; Metazoa; Arthropoda; Insecta; Lepidoptera; Bombycidae
Gene: Bbx-a7
Product: bombyxin A-7
Exons: 1
Coding region: 1-279 (92 amino acids)
Cellular component (GO): extracellular region
Molecular function (GO): hormone activity; growth factor activity
Source: RefSeq, marked validated
AUGAAGUUACUCCUUGCUAUUGCAUUAAUGUUGACAAUAGUAAUGUGGGUGUCAACACAACAGCCACAAGCAGUGCACACGUACUGUGGGCGUCACUUGGCUCGCACUCUGGCCGACCUGUGCUGGGAAGCGGGCGUGGACAAGCGCAGCGGUGCUCAGUUCGCGAGCUACGGCUCCGCGUGGCUGAUGCCGUACUCGGAAGGACGCGGCAAACGAGGCAUCGUGGAUGAGUGCUGUCUCAGACCCUGCAGCGUGGACGUGCUUCUGUCGUACUGUUAG